AUGGAUGAUAUGGCUGAAGUUUCUGCUGCUCUACCGAAGACAAGAAUUUACAGUUGCUGCAAUUGCAAAAAUCUUAUCGCAUUUCAUAAUCAGAUCAUUCCCGGAGACUUUCAGGGUCGACAUGGGAGUGCUUUCCUAUUCUCCCAUGCAAUGAACAUUCGGUUGGGGAGGAGCCGACACCGGAAGCUGACGACGGGGGAGUAUAUCUUGGCGGAUAUCUACUGCGAAGAUUGUAACAGCCUGUUGGGAUGGAAGUUUUUGUUGGCCGAAGACGAUUCGGAGAAGUAUAAGGAAGGGAAUUUCCUUCUUGAUACAUCCAAGGUCGCUGAGGUCGAGGAUGAGGAUUGA
Messenger RNA from Andrographis paniculata, 348 nucleotides. RefSeq names its product protein yippee-like At4g27745. Bases 1 to 348 code for a protein of 115 amino acids. The record is from RefSeq and is a predicted model, not a curated record. NCBI's taxonomy places the organism in Eukaryota, Viridiplantae, Streptophyta, Magnoliopsida, Lamiales, Acanthaceae. The transcript has 2 exons.